Lolium rigidum is the source of this 459-nucleotide messenger RNA. RefSeq lists its product as uncharacterized. Lineage: Eukaryota; Viridiplantae; Streptophyta; Magnoliopsida; Poales; Poaceae. The record is from RefSeq and is a predicted model, not a curated record. Bases 87 to 398 code for a protein of 103 amino acids. The transcript has 2 exons.
CCAAAAUAAGCGGCGGCAGCUCGGGGGAGAAGCAGGACGACGCAAGCUGAGGCAACGACGACGCCCGUGUCCGGGGGGCGAGUUCUAUGCCCACGUACCAGCAAGGGUCGCCAUGGUGGCAGCCGCAGUGGGUUAGGAAGGUGAGCCUCGCGGUGGAGAUGGCAUUUGCGCAUGCUAUGGCGGCCGGGCGUGCCCUCGAGCCAUGUGGCGCACUGGCGCCCAAGAUGUCUAUCCUUGCUGCGGCGCGGCGCGGGGAUCUCAUCGCAUCGAGCCACCGAGUGCUGACCGGAGCAUUCAACAGGAAAAAACUAAAGAAUGGAAGACUGCAAAUCAGUGCAAAGUGGGGCUCCUGCCGAGGUACACUCAUGAAAGGCGACAACAGGCCAGCAGAAAAAUGAAGCUCGAGUGGGAUGCUGAUGAAUAGAACCACUUCGAUGAGCCAUAGGUGAAGUGGCGUAC